Molecule: messenger RNA, 3887 nt
Organism: Harpegnathos saltator (Jerdon's jumping ant)
Lineage: Eukaryota; Metazoa; Arthropoda; Insecta; Hymenoptera; Formicidae
Exons: 7
Coding region: 532-1764 (410 amino acids)
Source: RefSeq, a predicted model, not a curated record
UGGUGGUGGUGGUGGUGGUAGUGGCGGUACAACCUUGUGCCCUUGGUACCACGGUACCGUACCCUGAGGAACGAGGCUGGGUGUAUGUGCGCGUGGGCGUGUUCGUUCGGAAGAGGGAAAAACACGGGGAACUCAAAAGGACCUCACCGAAGGCGGUGGUGGUGCCUGCCAGCGAGUGUCUCAUCGAAUCACCCCGGUUGUCCGCCUUCUGCGCGAGAUCCUCCUCGCAUCGCGCGCCGUACCGGCUCGUGCAAGGCCAACCGCGCGAAUCGGUAUCGAACGAUACCGUCGAUGGAUGAGACAAUCGGGCGGAGCAACGUGAGGAAUAGCGAAAGAAAAUCGUACGUCCCUGGUACGUACAUAGUCUGGUCGCUGAACGAUGACCGACUGGCCGUUGUCACAGUGGAGAUGACUACCAGGUUAGUGGCUCGUCCCGAAGACGACGACGACGACGACGAGGUCCACGAGGAACGAGACUCGGGCGAUCACUGCCACUGAUAGAGACCCGGCACCCCGUCGCAGCUCACAUCGAUGCCGACCGCCACAUCCACGAUACAAGGAAUGGGGAGUGUCGGCAGCAACGUGACAGGGACGACGACGACAGACCCGACGACGUUCCUGCCAGAUGCAACGCCGACCCUGAGCGAGCGCGAGCAGCUCAAAAUCGAUUUCUACAAAACGUACGACUUGAUGACGGGGGUACGGAUCGCCGCGACCCUCGGCGGCUUCUUCAGCUUGAUGGUGUUGCUGGUGGUGUACAAGAGCAGAUGCAAAGCGAGCAAGCAACUGGAAGAUCCGGCGCUGACUGCGGCGGCAGCUGCUGCGGUCGCGGAAGCUGAAGCCGAAGAACAAGCACUCGCCGCCGCUCUCGAAGCAAUCGCCAGGUUACCAUCCAGGCCGGAUCGUGGUCCAAGAAGGUCGUUGUGCGUCGAGAUGAACCAGUCUCAUUCACCCGUGGUGCCACCUCGCUUCGCCUCAGUCGGAGGUGGGUACGACGCCCUGCUGGCACCGCCAAUCAGGCAACCGAGAUUGGCUCCCCCCGACGAUCACAGAAGAUGUAGCUCGGUUACCUGUAGCAGUACUGGAAGUAGUUAUCUGGAACGAAGGGGUUCAGCCAUGGCGAUGCCGUGCCUUCCGCCUCCUCCAUCCUUUCCGCGUCACGCUUACGAUGAGCCGUGGGAUUUAUAUUACCCUAUCGAUAUCCAGGUAAUACAGCCAACUCCGGAUUUAUCGCCGUGCGGCAGCGAAGCCGGUCUUUACAGCGGCGCGGUCGGCAACCUUAUGGCGGCAUCGUCGUCAGGUAGAAGGGCGCCAUUGGCGUCGAUGGGCAGCGUGGAUCCUCCUGAUCCGGAUUCUAGAUCGCUCGGCUCCGACUCUGUGUUCCUGAAAAACGAGGAAGAGGAGGAGCAGUGCGUCGACACGGAGGACGAAGUCUCAGGCUUCUCCACAGACUCGGAGGCGCCUGAGCCGAGUUGUCGGCGGUUCUUGCGGGUGCCUUCUAAGAAAAAGCGGACCCUCGAGAGAUGGGACGGGUGCGCAGGCUGUGUGCCCAGACGACGGGCCGGUAGCAAACCCUGCCAAGCGUGCUUGACUAUCAGCGCUGCCGUUGAAACCUCUAGGUCGCAGCCAGUUUCGACGACGACCAGUAGCAGCCAGAGUAGCGUGGCGUCCCCGCCGUGUUCACCGCCGAUUGAGCUCAGACACAGACCACCAGCGCCGUUGCCACCGAUCCCGCCGAUUUGGUCCCAGGAAACGCUCUUUUAGGAUGUCUAUCGUAGCGAGCAUGUCCUUCGAUCUGUUUUUACCGAGACACCAAGUUGGAUAUACGGAGAAUGUCAGCAUACGAGGAAAUCAUUUGCCCGAAAAAUCGAGCCGCAGUACUUGGUCCGAUCCCCAAACUGCCUGGUUGUGUCACUAAAAAAGUAAUAAUCUUCUUGGGCUCCAUCGCCCGUUAAACAUUGAUUUCGCGUAGACUCGUCGCGAAGAUUCAUUCAUUGCAUCGAACAGCGGACCUCGGUCUUAAUUCAGUCGGAUUCAACGGGAACGUCGCAUUGAAUCAUCGUCGGAACAUCAAAAUUUCGUUGCGACAAAAUUGCGAAUAAACAAAAUCGUAGCUUCGGGAACUAAUCGUGACAAAUGACAAGCAGAAAUGUUGUCCGAAUUAUUGCGUGAGAGAUGAGAGCCAUCGAAAUUCGCGCAGUCAUGGAGGGAAUAAGCGGGAAAGAGGCGAACGGUGGACGACGGGACGUGGAAGAAGCGAGAGGCGGAGAGCAUUUUCGCUCGAACGCGAAGAAAUAUCGGAGAUUUUCGAUAUUGCGACGGUACGGCCGCACCGGAACCGAAGCAAACUCAUCUUAGAGCAGUCUGGAUCGAAGCGCUUCGCGUCGACUCGGUGGUACACACGCUGUGGCGAGUACGGAACCCGGCUCGGAUUAUCCACUGGUCCAAAGGAUCCGACUGCGAGAUGCGUUUCGCGUGAUGAAGCUGGCGGCGACUCAAGUUUAGUUUACCUGAGCUUUCAUCGACCCCGACACAUUUCAGACGUCUGUCUAUCCCAGCGAAAUAAAUACGCGAACAAUGCAGCGCCGGGCCGGUUUAUCUCGGAUUUCACGUAAUUACAUUUUGGACCUUAGCUACCAGCAUCUCAGCAGCGGGCGUGCAGGCCGCGCAAAGUGUGCGGCAACUGGUUCAUCCGAGGGAUCGCAAGCCGCAUCACCGCAACCUCAUUUAAUUCUAAUCGACGGGCCGCUUUGUUGUUUCCUUCGUCGCAGCCAUCCGUUAUAGUGGGUGUUUCUUUGAUGUGAGCCGAUUCUCCCGAUGCCGGUGUGUGUCGAGAGAGGCAUAGGGCGCACGCUCGAUUAUAUUCGUGAUCCAUUAACAACGAAAGCAAGCAAAUGCACUUCCUCGUUUGGACAUUCGUGACAUCCCAAUUGGCAUCCGCAACAAUCUGCAAGAUCCGCAGUUUUCGCGGCGGGACGGCCGAAUUUGGGACGAGGACGCGUGGUGAUCUAUAUCGCACAAAAGAAACCCGAGAAACGAGCGGAGACUCGCUCCAAAAUCGAUCAGGGUGAAAUCGUGAAACUCGCAGCUCAGGAGACAGUCGUCGGGGAAACCGCGACGAGACGGCGGACCUUACGACGACGACGACGAUGACGACGGCGACGGCGACGACGACGACGACGACAACGACGACGACGUCGACGUCGCGGGGAAAUAGGGAAUUAUUUUUAUACAAGCGUGACGAUAAUCAAGCUCGUCGGGCUGAUCGUGAUGCUUCUCGUGGAAACAAUAAUACGCGCGCAAUACUCGAUACUGUACGAUAUGUCAGUGUAACAUGUGAUUGCCAACGGGACGAGCGGACGGACGAGUGAGAGAAACAACAAAAAGAAAAGAGAAAGAAACACAGAGGCUUGGGAUACUCAGGAGCGGAAGGGGAGGAACGGGGAAGGCAGCACUCCCAUUCGGAUGGCCGUCGUACUGGUUUCCUCCGAGGCGACUUCACCGGCGGGGAACCGCCGGCUCGCCGCCGCGCCGGUCCAACGUUACCCGCCAGUGCCAGGAAAUAAAACGUAUUUCUAUUCGUGUAAUCUUGUAAGUUCUUGUAAGGUUUUGGGUGUACGUGUACGUGUCUAUAACCCUCUUGCGUACGAUAGAUAAACGCCGUGCUCGACGGAGGGGAACCGGUAAUAGGGUGAUUACCGCAAACGGCCACGGCGAACUGAAGUUUCCGAAAGUUCCCCGAGUGCCCCAGCCGUAUCUUCGCAAAACUGCGUUCUGUUUCAUCGGUCGCCCCGGUAAAAUGGAACGCUGUUGUUCGACAAAUUCCUACCGCUGAGCCGGGAAUAUCCGAUCGAACUCGUCAUUUCGCGGGAAGCAGCGAUAAUACG